Gloeophyllum trabeum ATCC 11539 is the source of this 3270-nucleotide messenger RNA. RefSeq lists its product as uncharacterized. NCBI's taxonomy places the organism in Eukaryota, Fungi, Basidiomycota, Agaricomycetes, Gloeophyllales, Gloeophyllaceae. Bases 1 to 3270 code for a protein of 1089 amino acids. Gene Ontology annotation, biological process: peptidyl-serine phosphorylation; autophagy. Gene Ontology annotation, cellular component: cytoplasm. The record is from RefSeq and is a predicted model, not a curated record. Gene Ontology annotation, molecular function: ATP binding; protein serine/threonine kinase activity. The transcript is spliced from 14 exons.
AUGAACCCACCACAACCUCCAUCGGAAGCAACAGAUAUUUUUUCUAUCUCAGACCAGGUCCUAGCAGAGAAGUUUCAGUUCAUCGAGGAGAUUGGCUUUGGCAACUGGGGGAGUGUGUGGUUAUGCCGGCCAAGGGAGGACCCUUCCGUAGAAGUUCACGAGAGCCUGCAGCAUGCCAAGGUAGCGGUGAAGUUAGUUCACCGGUCCAAGACACCUACCACUGCUGCUCGCGUUAAGUCACUAUGGAACGAAAUGAAGAUCGUACGAACACUGAGGGAGGACGGCCAUCCCUCCAUCAUCCCUUUCUAUUCAUUCAUUAUUACACCCUCAUAUGCCAUGAUCACCAUGGCAUAUCAUCCUCGCCUCAUCCCGGUUGAAGUUCCUGAGCACCAUGCUCGCGAAUGGUUUCGCCUGCUCCUCUCUGGCGUUGAAUUUCUGCACAAACGUGGCGUCGUCCAUAAUGACAUCAAGCCUGCCAACAUUCUACUGUCAAAACAGAAUGUGCCUGUCCUAGUUGACUUCGGUUUUGCCGAGCGGUACGACGUGGAGUCGCCUACCGCAUUUCAUAGCAAUCUUGCGUAUGGCACGCCGGAGUACUUAUCGCCUGAACGAGCUCGGGGACUCCCUCAUGAUACGCGCAAAUCCGAUAUUUGGGCACUCGGCGUCACAUUCUUUGAGAUUUUGGUUGGCCGGACGCCCUUUGAAUACACAGAAGGGGAGCAGUUCUCCACCAAGGCAGAUUUGGAGAAAUAUUGGGCACGAACGGCAAGUAUGAAGGGCAAAUGGAUCGGGACAUGGAAAAUGUCCAAGGCCAUGGAGCGACUUCUGAAGAGGAUGGUACUGCCCAACGCGGAUCUGAGAUGCACAUCCUCAGAUGCAAUUGAGGAUCCUUACUGGACUAAGGAUCCUGACCUGCCAGCCUCUACUCACAAGAAGACCGCGAGUGGCCAUGUUCGCUCACCGUCCCUUGCCGACAUCAUGUCUCCGUUUUCUACCCGCGGACGAUCCGCCAGCAGAGAGCGCAAGCGCAAAAGCGCCAAGGGAGAGGACGGGCAGAACAUCAAGCACCGAUAUCUUGACAGUCCACCAGGACUUGAUGACACGAACCUCGCGAAGGUGCGGCAGGAGCUCGCGCCUGCUCGUGCAGCAGCUCAGCAUAAAAGGUCGCGGUCGCAGUCUAAGUUGCGUGUUCUGAGAGACCUACCUCAACCGCCAGGUGCUUCCAAGUCGCGAGUACCCGUUGUCAAGAUUGCGGCGGACCUCUCACCCAUCAAGGGCUCGCCGCCGACUACGCCUCAAGAGAAGGCGGCUCACUCCGCUACGGCGAAGGAACCCAAAGCAAAGAAGGAAAAUGCAGUCCCUCGGUCUCAUGGAACCACGCCACCGGCUCGGAAACCAGCUGGACCUCGCGCACCUCUCUCCCCAACCGGUGGGCUCGCUGUGAAGAGCACUUCACCGCUCAAUCGACAAGCAUCGUCCGUCGGAGCCUUGCCCCAUGAGAAGAAGGCCAAGGCCAAGGUUACACAUCAGCCCGCAAGCAGGGUGCUCGGGGAUGUAACUGAAUCAAAUAGGAAGAACGAGAAUAUCAAUAAGUCUACCGGCAGCGCCGGGAGCGAGAAGGUCUCGCAAAGGGUUAGGGAGUGGGAGCGGGAGAGGCAGAGGUUGAGGGAAAUGGAACGGAUGAGGGAGAAGGAUCAGGAGAGUGACGCCGAGAAUGUGGAGCCUGAAAAGCCAAAACACCCGGCGAAGGAGAAGGUCAAGUUCGAGAAAGAGAGUGGUAUGGAGAAAGAGACUCGUGCUCAGGUCGUUACCAUCCCGAGCAGUCGCAAAGCCUCCGCGAGCACCGGCGAAAGUUCUCCCAGCGGUUGGCAUAAUGUCUUGGAUCUCAAAGCUGGAUCACGCUCUCCGCAGGAUUCGGGCCUCAACGCCCUGAAGCAGAACUUGAGGAUGUCAAUCGACAAAACUGUGCGAUCGGCGAAGUCUUCAGUUCUGGCUCUCGGGCGAAUCUCUACCCCAGCGCUGACCUUGUCCGGAUCGGGAGAAGGCGUCGAAGAGAGUGGGUCCACCAUUAGUCGGGAAUCCUGGGAGGAUGCAGUCAUGAGGGAAGCUAAUUGUACACUUCCUGCCGUCCGUGAGGCCAUCAGAAAUGAGAAAGUGGGAGCUGACAACCAGGUCGACCGGAUGACGAUCUGGAUGCGGAACGUGGAAAGGGUGGUGGAGGAGACUCGGCAGAACUUCGCAACAACGCAGGUCCUGCCUCCGGUCCCGCUUGCUCCGGCUAGCAAGUCACGCAGCUCUACAUCGAAGCCCGGACGUUUGCCACGGAAGGUGCUUCCAGCAAACAAGAUAUUCGCUCUGGGAGACUGUGAGGACGAGUCGAUGGAUCGGACAUGGUCCUCAGUCUCACCCUCUCGUCAUUCGUCUCCCGCAAAGACAGUCAUGAGUCAGACGGUUCCCACUAUCCCAUCUGAGAAGUCUAGCACAGCUAUCGAAGCCAAACCAGAGGUAGAGACUAGGAGUCCUCCGAGACAGCGUGCCGCGACGCUUCUCUCCCGCUCUCCCGAGACCAAAUCCAAGCCAAUCCUGGACCUGGACCAAGGCUCGCCAUCUAAACGCAAGGAGAAGUCCCGCUCUCACAACGAUCUUCUGAGACCUAUUAGUCCUAUUGAUCAACUGCAGUUUGAGAUAGAGCAGCGCAUCAUGCCGAGUCCCCCUUUGCGACUGUCAGCAUUGCUGGACAGUAGCCUAUUCAUUGCAGCACCGGCCACUCCGAAGUUGGACCCAACUGCCGUGCCGCAUAUUACUUUAAACGAGGAAUGCGGAGAGCCCGACGACCUAGCUGCUUCCCCUUAUCAUGUCGAGCCGUACCCAGCCCGUCAGCCCCCCAUGGACUCCGGAAGUCCUAUUGACAGCCCCACAAGGCGGCACGUCGAAGGGGUAUACGACCGUUUCCUCAUGGCCACCACGGGUGUCAAGAGGGUCGGACGUGGCUAUCAGUCGGACAACAACAAGCCUCUCGGUCACAUUGCGCCGCGACACACUACGGCACCCAAGCGUGACCACUCAUUCUUCCUGACCACUCGUCGCGCGAUGCCUCCUCCGAUCUCUAGUGAUGAUCUCAGGAGGGCCGCGUCCGCGGAUGAACUUGGCUUUGUGUCUCAGAGCCCCAGGUCAUCGGAAGAAGAGGGCAAAAAUGCCGUUCGCCUGAUGGGUACUCUCAAAGCGAUCGUCACUGGCAAACAAUCUCGGCGUGCUUCGAGACUCGGCUGA